AUGAAGAUGUAUGUUAUUCACAUUGUUUUGAUCAGUCUCGUUGGUGGUUCUAGUGGCGGCAGUGACUCGAAAUAUAGUGCUGAAUAUGGGGAUUACAUCGGUUGCUAUGACCGCGGGUGCUUACAAUUUUACCACGUCGUCAACUUACUUUCUAACAUCACAGUUACUCCAGGGUCCUGCACACAAGCAUUUUCUAUCAACUCGAGUGAGGAAUGCGGUACUCCACCACGUAUUGAGCCUGAGGAGGAGGGUAAGAAUGGACCGUCAACAGAGCAGAAUGUCAUAAUUCCUGAUGGGCACGAUGAACAACGGAGUCUUGUUAUUUCAAUAACUAUUCCUGCAGUAUGCGUAGCUGUCUUCGUAACAAUCAGUUGUGCCGCACUAAUUCGUCGGCGACUGCGAAGCAUUCGUGGAAACGCAACGGCGGUCUUUGGUCAGCAAAAGCCAUUGACUAGCAAGGACGGUCGUGGACGGUCACGUAAACCUGAUCAACAGUAUCAAGGGCUAAAUCAGCCACCCACUUCCAGUAGCCUUCCUGUCCCUGAUGCUGCGUAUGUGCCGAACCCAAGACGCCUUGACCUUCCAGGGGAUCAGCUAAACCAUGAUUACGAAGAAGCUGAUCACCCUAGACUUGACCCAAAAUCAGCACAUAUCCAUCGAACCCCGUCGGACACGUCCAACAAAAGCUCGACGGACGAGUAUCACGAGUACGCUUAUGCAAAACCUAUCAAACCUAAGUCUAGAAAUGGGGAUGGCAGUCACGCAAAUGAAGAUGGAUACAUUACCCCUAUGGAUCCUAUUCCAACUCCUCCACUUCCUCAAAGACUGUACUAUUCCACCAGAAUAACCAAGCCAGAAAGUGAUACUUGUAAGCCUCUCCCUUCACAAGUGUACUAUUCAUCCAAAAUUCCAACACCUCCUGUUAAAGAUAAACCUUGUGGACAAGUUGCCUAUUAUUCAUCCCGCAUUCAUGAACAGGGUGGGACUUAGGUCGAUGUUUUCCUUGCCAGUAAUUGACAUAAUCGACUUCUGCCAUGUCUGUAAUUGGCUCCGCUGUUAUGGUUGUAUAAUGGAAAUAUAAUACAAAUGGAUGAAUCGGAUAAAAAAAGCGUUCACUUCUUGUUUUAUAUCUAUUCACGAUAAUUUUAUAACCCACUACAAAGACAAUAUUCAUUACUGCUUUGUUGUUUCUUUAUCAAUGUGUCACCUGCAAUAAAAAUCAAACAGCUACCUAAACCCCAAAUUAAAGUAGAGGACCACUCGCCGGACUAAUGGCAUCUUUCUAAUCCCCGGGUGUCUGCCUUCAGUAAAGUGGGUUCUGAUUUAACUGUACAGCACAAUCUCUAGCGACACCAAGAUGAAUUUUUUGACAAAAUACUUUCAAUUCAUGAACUGGGACGCAUAGUGGUUGUGCAUCUGCGUGGUUCCAAGGAUGACAAGUGCAACACUGUGACAGUUCGUGAACCGGUUGGCCUUACAGCAUCUCAAAGAGAAGUGCCUCCCGCACCAUCGCAUGCAUUUACAUCGUUUUAGCGGUGACGCGCUUAUAGUCUAGACCUAAAUUUUAAAAAGAGACGGGAACAGUAUAAAAAAAAAUUGUUAUAAAAAAUGAGAACAUUGAAAGUGACAAAUUCAGCAAUAUUUAACGAGGGAAAACAAAAAUAAACAUAUUAUAUUCAUUUGCUCCGAGAUCUCGGUAAUCUUGGAAACACUUUUUGUUAGGUGAGCAAUGCAAUAACAUCAAUGAAUAAAACAUACAGAUAAAUAGGUAAACAAAAGGGCAGACUAUCCCACCCCCUACUUAUUACAAUUUUCAGUUUUUUUCAUCUGCAAUGUAGCUACAAUCUUGGAUUUGCAAAGUGACAGCAAUCAAAUAAACCUUCAAACGAACCUCAUAAACGCAGUAAUUAUACCACCAUUUUAGGUCAAGAAGAAUAAACUGCAUAUUGACCUCUUCAUGGAUAUUGCGGCUCUUGGUGUAUGUUGUUGGGAAAAUGUUGCAUCUACACAAAGCUUAUUUUGUUAUUUUGAAUAAUGGGAACACUCUAUAAAAAAUCUGUAUUAGCAAAUACAUUUCAAUUUAUACUUAAAACUUUAAAACUGCCCAUAACCAGGUAGUGGUGUUCAUAGGUUUUGAAGCAGAUGUAAACUUAAAUGUCGGUUUUCUUUAUUUUACUUCUCACCUCGUAUAGCUCAUAUACCGACUUUUGCUUUAUUUCACAUGACUUAUACGAUCUCCAAGAUGUAACUAACUUGUAACGAUACAAUUGGAUUCCGUAAUCGUUGAAAUUCAUAACAACAACAUUGAUAAUAAUGCUAGUUAUGAUGUCGAUGAAGAUGAUAAUAAGAAAGAAAGGAGGAGGAGGAGAAGAAGAAGAAAAUGAAAAUGUA
Messenger RNA from Lytechinus variegatus (green sea urchin), 2391 nucleotides. RefSeq lists its product as uncharacterized. NCBI's taxonomy places the organism in Eukaryota, Metazoa, Echinodermata, Echinoidea, Temnopleuroida, Toxopneustidae. The transcript has 4 exons. Bases 1 to 990 code for a protein of 329 amino acids. The record is from RefSeq and is a predicted model, not a curated record.